Messenger RNA from Xylaria bambusicola, 1703 nucleotides. Its product is annotated as Rhodanese-like domain-containing protein. Bases 586 to 1611 code for a protein of 341 amino acids. The record is from RefSeq and is a predicted model, not a curated record. The transcript is spliced from 2 exons. NCBI's taxonomy places the organism in Eukaryota, Fungi, Ascomycota, Sordariomycetes, Xylariales, Xylariaceae. Gene Ontology annotation, cellular component: mitochondrion. Gene Ontology annotation, molecular function: thiosulfate-cyanide sulfurtransferase activity. Gene Ontology annotation, biological process: transsulfuration.
AGGGAAGGUACGUGUAGUGCAGGUACACUGGCGGUUGGGGCGAAUGACGGGAAGCAAUUCAUGAUAAGAGGAAAAGCGCUGAGCCUGUCGACGUUCGUCAUCGAAUUCUAUUCCUACCUUGUUCUACCCAACAACUUGAUUGAAAUAUCUUGCUUAAGUGGUCAGACUUAGCACCAACUCCUGCUUUCUACAUACUAUGUACUAUGUAAGGAGCAUACUGAGCAUCGGGAGCUAAAUAGCGCUAGCAACAGCCUUCCCCGUUCUUCGAUAAAUUGACGUAGAAGCUACAGAGAUAGCUCAACCUCCCCGCAUCCUGGCCAAUUCUUUGUCCUUGUCCGUCUUCUUCUACCAGCUCUUUGCUCUACUUAUUCGGCAGAUCCAGUUCUCGGCUUCGUCCAAUUCCGAAUACCCUGCAUCGUCACUUCUCCUCCGCUCGCUGCUGGGUCGCAGAUUCGCCGAAACCCGGCGCUGCAGAGCACGCGAUAUUGCAACACCGAUAUCGCCUGCGAGACUCACUGCGAUCCUGAUUCGGCUUCGUUUGUUCCACCACGCGAGGUAACCGGUACGGUACUCCACUCCUCCGUCAUGGCGGCCAUCCAUAUCUUCCGCUCAACGAGUGCUGCUCUUCCCCGACAUCUCUUUCGAAAACCCCUGAUCGCCAACAUGGCCAGCCGUCGCGAUCUCUCAUCCUAUCUAGUCACACCCAAAGAGCUAGCCGAAGCUCUCAAGACAAGCCCUCCCUCCCCUAUCAGUACUGAUCCGCGCGUUAUACCCCUCUGUGCCUCAUGGUUCAUGCCUAAUGAUCCUCGUACUGGCAUCGAGGCCUUCACUGAGAAGCGUAUUCCCAAGGCCCGCUUCUUCGAUCUCGACAAGGUCAAGGAUAAGCACUCGCCCUACCCGCAUAUGCUUCCCACCGCCAAGCAGUUCGCCCAGGCUAUGAGCGCUUUGGGCAUUCGCAAGGACGACACUGUCGUUGUUUACGAUCACCAUGAGGUUGGCAUAUUCAGUGCCCCCCGAGUUGGCUGGACACUUCGAGUCUUUGGUCAUCCUAAAGUACACAUUCUGAACAACUUCAAGCAAUGGGUUGAAGAAGGAUAUCCAACUGAGUCCGGCAACAUGUACACCAUCGAGUGCAAUCCUUAUCCCAUCCCCCAGCUUGAGGAGAGCAAGGUCGCCAGCUACGAGGAAGUACGAGAAGUGGCCGAGGACUACAACAAGGAGGGCGCCGAGGGAGUCCAGAUUCUUGAUGCACGGCCAAGCGGUAGAUUUACGGGUGCGGCUCCGGAGCCGAGAGAAGGAUUGUCAUCGGGUCACAUCCCAGGCUCAAUCAAUAUUCCUUUCGGCGACGUGUUGGACCCCACGACCAAGGCAUUCCUGCCAAAGGACCAACUGAGAAAGCUCUUUGAGCAGAAGGGGGUUGACCCCUCGAAGCCAAUCAUCUCGAGCUGCGGGACCGGUGUAACGGCGGCGGUCGUCGACACAGCCCUGGAGGAGGCUGGCUAUGGCUCAGCUGAGAAACGCAAAGUUUACGACGGUAGCUGGACGGAGUGGGCACAGCGCGUGCAACCUUCAGAUAAUCUGAUCAUCAAAGAUCCCCCGAAGGAGACAUAACCUAGUCUAAACUGUAGGUCAUUCCUUUCUCAAUGUCAAUCAUUCCUUAGCUAACUCUUAGGCGCAAAGAAAGAACCUCGAAAAAUAGAACA